ACGUUUUGGUCGCGUCGCAUACAGUUCUAUCACGUUCCGUGUGUCUGCUGCAGUGCAUCCAUCGUCCAAGUCCAAGAACUACACUUACAGGCGUGUGCGCGCGUGUAUGUGUGUUUCGCUGUUUGUUUCACUGUAGGUGUGUGCGUGUGUGAGCUAUUCAAAUUCUCGCAUUCGAUUGGACUAGCAAUUAACAUUGCCCACGGAAAUCGUGAACAAUUCGCCACGCAUUUGAGCCGCUUCCGCUAGCGUCGCUCAUCUCCUAACUGAAGGUUCCCUUAUCAUUGCUACCGUUGCCAUUGUAUUUGCCGUCGCCAUGAAGCGUUCGCGUUUGCCGCUCAUUGCCAGCGUUUGCCUGAUCCUAGUGUUGAUGUCAUCCUGUCUGCUUGGCAGCGCCGAUGCCAAGAAGAAGAAGUAUGUUGGCGAAACUGGCGGCGAUUUCGAGUUUAUCGAUGAGAUAAACAAAAACUCGCAGAACAAUAAAAACCUGGGAGAUCGCAAGCGCUGGAUACAUGAUCCAUCAAGUGACCUUUGCCGCCCGCUCAACUGUAAGAAACGCGAGAUUUGCCUGCUGGAGGACGAGUUCAGUGCUGUCUGCGUGUCGAAGAAGGAGCUGCACAAGAAUCGCGAUGAGAUAAUCACUAAGGCCAAAUAUUUGGAGGAUGAAGCCAAGCGGCGUGUCAAUCAGCAGGAUAACGAUAGCCAGGAUGUCGAGGACAUCAACAACGACGAUGAGGAUAACAGUAGCGACGGCGACAACAACAGCAACAGCAACAACAACAACAAUAAGAACAACAACAACAUCCCAGCAAACAACCAGGGCAAUGAGGACAACAACGACGAUGAAGAUAAAAGCCUGAGCCUAGGCGACGAUGAUGAGUCCAAGGAGGACGACGUCUUCUACGAGAACAACAUUGCCGCCAGCGAUAAGCAGCAGCUGCUCCCGAAACCAGCAGCCGUCCAGCAGGACGACGACGAGGAGUUGGACAAUUGCAAGCCGUGUCCCGUGGCCAAGCCAAUGUUCCUUUGCGGCGCCGACAACAGGACCUACUCAUCACUAUGCAGAUUGGAUUAUCACAAUUGCAUACACUCGACAGCCAUACGGAUCGGCUGCAAGGGAUUCUGUCCUUGCAAGGAAAACACCGAUGGCAAGAGACUGCAGCGGCUUGGCGAACGUGGUGGCUACAAUAAAUACAGCAAAAAGAUCAGCCUGGACCAGCAGCAGCAACAGCAGCAGCAACAGCAACAGCAACAGCAGCAGGCCUACAAGGACAGCAAUAACAACAACAUCAUGAUGAGCAGCGGGAAUGUUAUGGGCAGCAACAACAACGACUUCAAUACCAUCAUGAAUGAUAAGGAGGACAACAAUCGUCACUUUAAUCAUAUCAAUGCGCAGUACACGUUCACGCCCGAAGAGAUCAAGUAUGACAACAAGCACUACAAGUACCUCAAGUACACGGCUUACAAGAAGGAUGCCAAAUACCAGGAGGAUAAGCACAAGAUGCGUGUCUACAAUGAGAAUGAAGUCAUUGAAAAGCAGCCACAAAAGUUCAACAAAAACAAUCCAAAUGGCUAUCCCCUGAAGUCGGCCGAGUGCAAGCCACAGCAGCUGACUGCCAUUGGCAAUCGUCUGCUGGACUGGUUCUCGGUGAUCAUGGCCGACAGCAAGAAGCGUCGCCAGCACAGCCAAAAGUCGAAGGCGCAUUUCCCACCUGCAUGCAAGACCGAGGCCAAGUGGAUGUUUGGGCACCUGGAUCUGAACAACGAUGGGUUGCUGUCGCUGCAGGAGCUGUACGAUCUGGAGCACGAUCAGAACGAGCGCUGCAUCAAGCCAUUCAUCGACACCUGCGACCUGGAUCAGGAUAGCUCGAUUAACACACGCGAAUGGUGCCGCUGCUUCGAGAAGACCGAUCGCCCCUGUGCCGCGGUGCGACGAAGAAUUGCCGGCGACUUUGCAGGUGAGAUAGGCGCCUACGCACCUGACUGCGACGUCCAAGGAUUCUACAAGCCCACUCAGUGCCACAACUCGGUCGGCGUCUGUUGGUGUGUGGACAAGCACGGCGUCGAGUUCGCCAACACCCGUACACGUGGCAAGCCCAAUUGCGAGUCCGUGGUAAAUAACGCCGCCUCGCUAACAUCCGAUGACGAGGACGAGGGCGCCGACGACGAGGACAGCGUGGAGGGCAGCGCCGAUCAAAUGCUGGUCUUCUAAGCGCCGCGGCCAGGCAACGUAUUGGCUUAUAUGUAGUAUUGAUGUCCAUGGGCAAUAACUGCCCCGAGUCGUCGAAUCCAAUCAGCGAGCAUUACUGCGUAAACUUGAAAAAAAAAAAAAAUUAAAAUUAUUAUAAUGACUACAAAUAAAAACCAAAAUUAUAAUAAAAGAAAAAGCAAAUAACAAAAACCAAAAUUGAAACGCAAAUGUUGAACGCGUAAACCAAAAAAAAACAAAUAAGAAAAAGUAAAAAGAAAAACAAUACAUAAAUGUGCAGUAGCCAAGUAAGAGUUUUCAAAUAGAACUACAAAUACUUAUAGCAGCGUAUACUUAGCAGCAAAUUCAACACUCGCAAGACAAAUGUUUGAAUGGCAAAAACAAAUACCCAAAAUAAGUAAACAUACACCAAGACACCAAAACAAAUGAAAGUUUUGAAACAACUGAGCUCCAGUGUCAUCGUUUGAUUUGCUCACUGGUCGGGGAAAUUGUGGCAUAGUUCUGGGCGCAUUGCACGCAAAAUUGGCAUUAUAGAGAUGCUAUAAUUAGCUUAUACGUAUAAGGUUACCCAACACACAGCUAGCUAAAUGGCACAGCAAACACUUACACACAUACAGCCCCAACACACACACAUACACACACUCACACUAACUCGGUUAGGCAAAGUUUUGCGGUAAUUGAAUACCAUAGCUUCUGUUAUAGCACGCGAAUCCGUCUUUUAGCUUUUAAAGAGAUUUAUGUAUACAUUGAACACUUUCAUUGUCCUCUCUGCGUUUUCUUCUGUCCUAUCACAAAGCCAAGAAAAAAAAGAAAAAGAAAAUACGAAUAAAAUAAAAAAAAAAACACACGCUAAAAAUUCCGCCCAAUAAACAAACAUACAUUUAUGUGAUAGGUUUAAAAAAAAAAAAAAGAAAGUUAAAAGAAGGCAAAAAUAUAUGUGAAGAAUCUGGAAAUUUCCAAAAGCAGUUCAGUGCACAUAGCUAAAAAAAAUAUAUAUAUGAAAUGAACAUAGAAGUAUUAAAAAGUUCCGUUGCUUUUUUUACAUGCUAGCUGCAAUCGAUAAAUGCUGCGCACGAUAUCAUUUGACGAGCCCCGAACAUGCCCCUUGUAGCACUUGUAGACACACCAACACAACACAUGCAUACAUAUGUACCAAGCUUAAUUCGAAUAGAGAGAGAGAGAGGCCUGAGGAGCAGGCAUAAGAAGGGUAUAGAGCAGACGCUAGCCUGGACAAGUGUUGGCAUCUAUAGAGAAUCCUGGCCAUAUCUGGGAAGUAAUGUAGGGAAUGCUUUGAAAGAAUAGUUAUACAGCAAUGUCUGACUCUCAUUUAGCGAUUGUCAGAUGAAAACACACACACACACAGACACACAAUACAGACAGACAAAUCUAAAUGGAACAUUAAGCAACAUUUUGCAUUUGGGCAAUGGAAUGCCAAUAGAGAAAUGAAGAAGAAUUUGAAAUAACAUUUUACUGAAUACACUUAACUUGCAACCAGGCACACCGCAAUGAGAUCUACAAAUUUCCACAUAAAUCAUAUUAAACUAAUAUACGAUAAAACCAUAAGAGAUAAAAAAAAAUGCUUAUGCAUGCGUGCAAAUUUAUAUAUAUAUAUACAUUUAUAUGUAUGUAAACCAUAUAUAUGUAUAUUAAUGAAUAAUUAAAGAAUAUGUUUAAAUGUAUGUAAGUAUAUAAGUGGCAGCAACAUACUCAAUUAACUGGCAGCAAAUCAGAUUCCACAGGCAUUAAUUAAAGUAGUGCAUUCAUUUACAAUUUAAUUAAAUACCGAUUUGAAUUGUUGCUUUUCUAUUAUAAAUGUUUAUUUACUUUUCGUUUAUGUCUUUGGCAGCGUAAAAGACAAGGCUUGCCACAUAAUAGCAAAAAGCAAAGCGUAAAAGUAGAGCAAAGAGUUACGAAAAUAAACAUUGGAUUUAAAUAACUUUAUAUUAUAGCAAAAAUUUAUAACACAAAACUAAUAAAAAAAAAAUAAUUAAUAAUAAAAAAAGUAUAUAUAUAUAUUAAAUAUAUAUUAUAUAAAUUUGAGAAAACGUGUAGAAAUUGUGUUUUUGGCUGCAUUUAAAAUAGAAAUUGACGCCUCUAUAAACUGACUAUAUACUACGAUCACGAUUGUAUUUAUGUAUGUAUUUAUGUACGUGUGUAUUAAGCGAAUUGCAUUAAUUCUAGUGAGCCAAAAGUAAAUUAUAUCCAACAACAACAAUAAGAAAUGAGCAACUGCUAAAUGUUAUCAACUUAAUUCAAUCAAUUAAUUCAAUUAAUUCAAUUAAUUUCACUUUAAAUUCGUUCAAUACAUUUUCCGGCUUAUAAUGUUGCUACAAAAAGAAUUUAUGCAAUAAAUAGUACGAAAUUAUUUAAAUCAUAUUAUCAAUUCAAUAAAAAUAAAAACAAAUACGCA
This is a messenger RNA of Drosophila mojavensis, 4616 nucleotides long. It is a transcript of the gene Cow, whose product is annotated as proteoglycan Cow. The transcript has 11 exons. Gene Ontology annotation, biological process: establishment of protein localization to extracellular region. NCBI's taxonomy places the organism in Eukaryota, Metazoa, Arthropoda, Insecta, Diptera, Drosophilidae. Bases 314 to 2209 code for a protein of 631 amino acids. The record is from RefSeq and is a predicted model, not a curated record. Gene Ontology annotation, molecular function: calcium ion binding; protein binding.